This is a messenger RNA of Myodes glareolus (Bank vole), 1144 nucleotides long. Lineage: Eukaryota; Metazoa; Chordata; Mammalia; Rodentia; Cricetidae. The record is from RefSeq and is a predicted model, not a curated record.
ACAGGUAAGGGUUCCAGCCUAAGUUUCCACAUUCAGGAAAGGGUCUGUCUGUUCUCAAGAGUGUUUCCUUUCCACAGCUCAACCUUGAGGGACACUGUGGGUUGUAUGAGCCCAUGUAACAUGUUACCUUCUUCUGUCUAGGGUACUUACUCCCCAAACCCAUGCUAUCAGUCCUGACAAGCCUUGUGGUUGCUUCAGGAGAGAACAUGACCUUCCAGUGUGCCUCAUGGGAGAGAUAAAAUGGUUUUGUUCUGACCAAGGAAGAUGAGAAGUUCUCCAGGUUCUAGAACUCACAGUAUAUAAACUCUACUGAACAAUUCCAGGCUCUUUUCCACAUAGGUCCUGGGACAAUCAAUCAUAGAGGAAUGUUUAGAUGUUAUGGCUACAAAAAUAGUACCUAUAUGUGGUCUAAUCCCAGUGACUCCUUGGAAAUACACAUCACAGGUGAGCUUCAUGGCACACCUUCCCUGUCAGUUCACCCAAGCCGCAGAGUGUCCUCUGGAGAGAAUGUGACUCUGCUGUGUCAAUCAUCACAUCAAAGGGAUAGUUUCUUUCUGUCUAAAGAAGGGACUGCCCACUCACUUUGGUGUUUGAGAUCAGUGCUUCAAGAUAAGCUAUAUCAGGCAAAAUUCUUCAUGAGGAAUGUGACCUUUGCCCAUGGGGGCACCUACAAGUGCUAUAGUUCUGAAGACUUAUACCCCUACAUGCUGUCAUACCCCAGUAACCUUGUGAAGCUUGUGGUUUCAGGAUCUUCUGAUGACCCCAACUCCUUAUCCCAAGAGCCCAUUCUAACAUUUGGUGAGUGUCGCUGGCCUCUCUUUUGGGAGCUUGCUCCAUCCCCAGGCUGCCUCCAAACUGACAGCACAUCUAAACCUGGUUGGUUACUCUGUCAACACAGAAUGUGCCUAAGGAUCCAGAGGCCAAGCUGAGAUCUCAGCAGCAUUGCAGUAUCCUAGAGUCUUAGAGUCUGGAAUGCAUAAGGGGACAUUCAUAUGGAGAUGUUAGAGCUCAGACUUGGAAGGAGCAGAUGGGUACAGUGGAGAACAGAGUACCAAGCCCUCUAUUUGCCCAUUUCUCUCCAGCAUGCUCUGGAAACUAGGUACUUGUCUAUGAGAAUCCAGGCCCUGGGAAUACUGAGGAAAGU